AAAGAAAGAAAGAAAUGAGCCUUCACCGACGAAAAGCUCCCAUCUCAGAUCCAAACCUCCGUCAAAAGGAAACAAAACAACAAGAAGAAUCAUCGAAAACCCACUUAAAAUCAAAUCUUCCAUCGGAGAAUCGAAUAUUCGUCUUCUGCUUAGCGUUCAGAUGCAUAAACUCCCUCUUGAUCCAAACCUACUUCAACCCCGACGAGCACUGGCAAGCCCUCGAGGUUGCCCACCGCAUCGCGUUCGGGUACGGCCAUUUGACGUGGGAAUGGCAAAAGGGGAUCCGCAGUUAUUUGCACCCGUUAAUUUUUGCUUUGCUCUACAAAAUCUUGGCUUUCUUUCGACUCGAUGCCCCUUGGUUUAUGGCGAGGGCUCCACGGCUUCUGCAGUCAGUUUUCGCAUCAGUUGGAGAUUUGUACUUGUAUAAGCUUGCCCGUCUAAUGUUUGAUGAAAAUGUUGCUCAAUGGGCACUGUUUUGUCAACUGGCAAAUUGGUUUGUGUUUUACUGCACAACAAGAACUCUAUCAAAUAGCUUGGAGACAGUGCUGACUAUUGUGGGAUUGUACUACUGGUUUUCUUAUAGAGCUUCUCCUUCUAAGAAAGUUUGGUUUUCUUCAAGGGUUUUGGGUUUGUUUGUGGCAGCAUUGGCUUGUGGUGUUCGUCCAACGAGUGCUGUCACUUGGGUGUAUAUUGGGGUUAUGGAGUUAUUGGAGAUGCAAGGUAGAUUGGGGUUCCUAUUUCUUGAGGUAGUCCCUAUCGGGUUUCUUGUGCUUGCACUCAUCUUUUUGGUGGAUUGGUGGAUGUACAGUUCUUGGGUCUUUGUGCCUCUUAAUUUUCUUAAAUUUAACUUCCUUUCUUCUGGAGGGGAUUAUUAUGGAACCCAUAAAUGGCAUUGGUAUUUCACUCAGGGUUUUUCAGUCAUGCUUUUAACCUUUAUACCUAUUUCUGUAAUGGGUAUAUAUAAGUCAAAAGAAUGGAGGCUUUCUGGUCUAAUUCUCUGGGUUCUAGGACUCUAUAGCAUUCAAGGUCACAAAGAAUUCAGGUUUGUCUUGCCUGUGCUUCCCAUAGCAUUAAUGUUCUCUGGGUAUUCAUUAGCUGCCAUGUCGAAGCCCGAUUUUUCAGAUACAGAAAGUAAAAAGGGUCACUCUCCAACUAGAUGCCCUUCAAGACGUCAGUUGACUGUUUUCUUCCUUCUUGUCACUAAUCUCCCAAUGGCAUUAUACAUGAGCUUGGUUCAUCAGAGGGGAAGUGAAGAUGUGAUGUACUAUCUGUCCAAAGAGGCCAAAGAUGGGAAGGUGGACAGCAUUCUGUUCCUAAUGCCUUGUCAUGCAACACCCUAUUACUCUACUCUACACCAGAAUCUGCCAAUGCGCUUUUUGGACUGCACCCCAAGUGAAAACAAGGGCAUAUUGGAUGAGUCAAAUCGUUUCUUGACAGACCCAUUUUACUUUGUAACUGACAUGCUAAAUAAUUCAGCACUACCCAGUCACAUUGUACUAUUCGACUCUGAAGAAAGACAUCUACGUGACCUUCUCAUGUCACAUUCCUUCAACGAGAUAAAGAGGUUCUUCCAUGCUCAUUUCAAGGUGGACCGAGAUAUCCAAGGCUCAAUUGCUGUUUAUGUGAGAGCAGAUCAAUAAUCCAAUGCACUGUAGCUUUUGCUUCUCUGCACUCAUCUAACCUCUUCUCUGUCUUGAGUUUUAAUACUCUGAUAUUUACAUUAGUGAAGUUACUGAACAUUUCAAAUCUGGGGUUAGAUGACAGGAUGCUUCUUUUGAAUGAAAGAAUUGAAUCAUGUUAUGGGAGAUAGGUUUGAAAUUUCACUAUGUUUUGUACUGUGACCAUAAUGUAGUUUGUAGUUUUUACUUUUAUUCGGAUAUGGAAGAAUUUUUAUGCUUGCCUCUCACAAAGGCAGAAUUCCUUUCUUAUAGGAAAGAGCUAAUCUUACUUAUAGCCCAAAUAAAUUUAUUUUCAUCCUC
Messenger RNA from Asparagus officinalis (garden asparagus), 1979 nucleotides. Its product is annotated as GPI mannosyltransferase 3. The record is from RefSeq and is a predicted model, not a curated record. Gene Ontology annotation, biological process: GPI anchor biosynthetic process. Gene Ontology annotation, cellular component: endoplasmic reticulum membrane. The transcript has 9 exons. Gene Ontology annotation, molecular function: alpha-1,2-mannosyltransferase activity. The coding region runs from base 15 to 1640 and encodes 541 amino acids. Lineage: Eukaryota; Viridiplantae; Streptophyta; Magnoliopsida; Asparagales; Asparagaceae.